AUGGGUUUAUCACUUUCUCUCUUCGUUUUCAUGCGCUUGCUUUUCUUAUUUCCGCAGUUGCAUCUUAUACUCACUCUUUCUUCUCCUUUUAUGCAACCCUUGUGCCAUCAUGAUGAAAGCUUGGCCUUGUUGCAAUUCAAGGAAAGCUUUGUCAUCGAUAAAAAUGCAUCUGAUGCUUAUGGAAGGAUAGAUUGUGGAAAGGUUGCGUCUUGGACAGUACUAGAAGGAGACAAAAGUGAUUGCUGCUCAUGGGAUGGAGUGGAGUGCGAUGAGGCCUCGGGUUAUGUCAUUGGCCUUCAUCUCCGUAGCAGCUGUCUCUAUGGUUCGAUUAACUCCAACAAUAGCCUUUUCCGCCUUGUUCACCUCCAAAGGCUUGACCUUUCCUACAAUCACUUUAACUAUUCUCCUAUCCCACCUCAGGUACGCAAUCUUUCAAGACUAGCGUAUCUCAAUCUCAGUGCAUCAAUGUUUUCAGGUCAAAUCCCCUUAGAAAUUUCACAAUUGUCCCAAUUGUCAUCUCUUGAUUUGUCUCAAGACUAUUCCCUUUUGGAACUCAAAAAGCCUAGCCUAAGAAGCCUAGUAGGAAAUUUGACCCACCUACAAGAGCUUGAUUUGAGUGGGGUGAGCAUAAUUUCUGUGAUACCUACCAUCUUGGCAAAUUUGUCUUCUUUAACGUUCCUCUAUCUUGAUGAUUGUGGAUUGCAUGGGGAAUUUCCAAUGGGAAUAUUUAAGCUACCAAAUCUACGGGUUCUUUGGGUGGGUUACAAUGAAGGUCUCAUUGGUCAUUUACCAGACUUUACAUGGAGCAGUCCACUUGAGGCAUUGGUACUUACAGCCACAAGUUUUUCUGGUGAGCUACCCCCUUCAAUAGGUAACCUUAUCUACUUGAACUCGUUGAAUGUUCGUGGUUGCAACUUCUCAGGGUUCAUUCCAUCUACACUUGGUAAUCUCACAAAUCUCACUUUUCUUAGGCUUUCAAAUAACACUUUCACAGGUGAGGUCCCAUCUUCAAUUGGAAACCUCAACCUACUCUCUUUUCUAGACCUUCGCCAAAAUCAAUUGACAGGUCCAAUUCUUUUUCACCUUGUAAACCUGAUGCAACUGAAAGACCUUUAUCUACAGUCAAAUCAUUUUACUGGUGAAAUACCUGUCGAGAUUUUGAACCUCACAGGGCUAAGUGUCUUGAGUCUUAGGGGCAACAAGCUUCGAGGUCGUAUCCCAAAUUCAAUCUUUAACCUCAAGAAUCUGCAAGUACUUGAUCUUGCUAUGAACUACUUCAGUGGGACUGUGGAGUUUGACGAGUUUGUUAAGCUCAAACAUUUAACUAUUUUAUAUCUAUCUUAUAAUCAAUUAUCAUUACUUUUCAAAGAGCCCAAUGUCAAUUCUAGUUUUCCAAAGUUUCAAUGCUUAUGGUUGUCUUCGUGCAAUUUAAGCAAGUUUCCAGAUUUCCUAAGAAACCAAGAUGAGUUGCAGUAUUUAGAGUUGUCCGAUAACUACUUGCGUGGCCAAGUACCAGAAUGGAUGUUAAACAUAGGCAAAGCAAGUAUGGAAAUAUUUUCCCUUGCUAACAAUUUCCUCACGGGCUUUGGUCAACAUCCGAUUCUUCUCCCCUGGACUCGUUUGGCCUUUUUAGACCUCAGCUGUAAUUUGCUCCAAGGAUCGCUUCCCAUCCCAGCAGCCUCGAAUUUGAAAUAUUAUCUUAUUUCAAAUAAUUCAUUGACUGGAAAUGUUCCGGAAUUUUUUUGCAACCUCACUUCUCUUCAAGUCCUUGAUUUGGCUCGUAAUAGCUUAAGUGGUUCACUUCCUCGAUGCUUGGACAACUUUGGUGCUUCGCUAUCAGUACUCAAUCUGCAAAGGAACAAAUUUCAAGGAAGCAUUUCAGAGAAUUGGGUAAAAGGAAGUCAGUUGAAGAUAAUAAUUUUCAGUCAAAACCAAUUUCGAGGACGAUUACCAAGGUCGUUAGUGAAGUGUACGAUGUUGAAGGUCCUGGAUCUCGGUAAUAACCAAUUCAAUGAUAGGUUUCCUUCUUGGUUGAAGAAUCUUCCAAAUUUAAAGGUUCUCAUUUUGCGGUCAAACAAAUUCAACGGCCCAAUAGAGAUUUCUAACAGCAAAUAUAUGUUCCCAAACUUGCAAAUCAUUGACCUCUCCUAUAAUAGCUUUGUUGGAAAGCUACCUCUAGAAAUUUUCUGCAAUUGGACGGUUAAAAAAUUUGAGACAGCACAUCAUUUGACAUACAUCCAAGUAAACUCAACUCUUACAUCAUUCUCCAAAACUCUUGGUACUUACAUUAAUGGCUCUUUUGGUUAUGAUUACUCCAUGACAAUGACAAACAAAGGCAAUGAUAUGUUCUUUGAGAAGGUCCAAGAAUUAUUCACAGCUGUUGAUAUGUCCAGCAAUAGAUUUCUCGGAGAAAUUCCUAAUUCUAUUGAAAAUUUAAAGGGGUGUAUUUUGCUCAAUCUCUCCAAUAACAUUCUCACAGGUCACAUCCCACCAUCUUUAGGGAAGCUUGAAGAUCUCGAAGCAUUGGACCUUUCUCAAAAUAAGUUGUCAGGGGAGAUCCCACAAGAGCUUACACAACUUAAUUUUUUGGGAUUUUUCAAUGUUUCUCGUAAUAAUCUCUCGGGACCUAUACCACAAGGCAAACAAUUUAAUACAUUUGAAAAUAAUUCAUUUGAAGGGAAUCAAGGAUUGUGUGGGAGACCAUUGACAAAGAAAUGUGAGAAUUUUGAUGAAUUGCCUUCUCCAUCUUCAAUCUCCGAAGGAAGUCAAGACUAUGAAUUGCCAUUUGAAUUUGGUUGGAAAAUUGUUGUAAUUGGGUAUGCAUUUGGACUAGUUCUUGGAGUGACAAUUUGGUGCACUGUGAUUGCAAGGAAACAUGAUUGGUUAAUGAAAACCUUCAUAAUAAGGUAA
Corylus avellana is the source of this 2910-nucleotide messenger RNA. The record is from RefSeq and is a predicted model, not a curated record. NCBI's taxonomy places the organism in Eukaryota, Viridiplantae, Streptophyta, Magnoliopsida, Fagales, Betulaceae.